Molecule: messenger RNA, 3204 nt
Organism: Hippocampus zosterae (dwarf seahorse)
Lineage: Eukaryota; Metazoa; Chordata; Actinopteri; Syngnathiformes; Syngnathidae
Gene: angel1
Product: angel homolog 1 (Drosophila)
Exons: 8
Coding region: 196-1245 (349 amino acids)
Molecular function (GO): 3'-5'-RNA exonuclease activity
Source: RefSeq, a predicted model, not a curated record
CUUGACUGUCAUGUCUUACAACAUCUUGGCCCAGGACCUGCUGGAGACAAACAUGGAGCUCUACGCACACUGCCCUCCAGAGGUACUGGAGUGGAGCAACCGCUGCAGCUUGCUUUUGGAGGACAUACAGAAAUGGAUGCCAGAUAGGUCCAGGAGAACCACUACCAAACGCAGCUACAUCCUUUCCUGUCUCAGAUGGGCUACAACUGUUUCUACAAGCGGCGCACAGGGAACAAGACAGAUGGCUGUGCGACUUGCUAUCGCAGCAGUCGCUUUUCUGAGGUGUCAGUCACACCCAUAGAGUUCUUCAGACCCCAAACCGAACUUCUGGACCGACACAACGUGGGCAUAGUUGUGGUGCUUCAACCCGUUGUCUGCCAGGGGAUCAAGGACAGGGUGAAGGGUUCCCUGCUAUGUGUGGCCAACACGCACCUGCUGUUUAAUCCCAGGAGGGGUGACAUCAAACUGGCUCAGUUGGCCAUAAUGCUGGCAGAGAUCAACAGUGUGGUCAACUUGUGGAAGGCCAAAGGUGAACACUGUAAUGUUAUUUUGUGUGGGGACUUCAACUCUGUGCCACAUAUGCCUCUUUACCAGUUCAUCACCACUGGGGAGCUCGACUUCCAGGGGGUGCCGGCAUGGAUGGUGUCAGGUCAGAAAGAUCUUUCACACAAAGCCCCGUGUGACAUACUAUGUGCUCCUCUCUGGCCCGUCUGUCUGGGGAUUUCUGACAGCUGCCAGUAUGUCUCUUCCAGUGAGGUGGAGGCAAGCUACAGUCCAGUCACAGGGAGACGUCGCUUCAGCCUCGACUCACUCUUGGAACUGCGCUUUUGUCCACUUUCUUGCAUUCGUCCAUGUGAUUUACCAUUCAUUCCUGGUGUCACUGACAACAAUCCAGGGGCGUCAAGCAGAAGUCAUUCAGCUUUUAGUUUUCAACACAUAAUCCGACACCAGUUAGACCUGGAGUCCACCUAUAAACACAGAUUCCCUCACUCUGGCAAACCGGAAGUCACAACACUGCACUCUGAGGGGGGAGCAACUGUGGACUAUAUCUUCUAUUCCCCUGAGCAUAUCUCAGAUCAAGAAGGCAAAUUUAGCUGUGAAGGUCUGAAGUUGCUUGGCUAUCUCUCACUGCUUUCUGAGGAAACCUUGUGUUCCAUGAAUGGUCUCCCCAGCUACGUAUUCCCAUCUGAUCAUCUCAGUCUUGUGGCAAAAUUCCGGAUGAACUUAAAUGCAGCAGCGUGUUAAAAGAAAAAAGGCCUUUGGAUAGAAUUUUAUUCAGCGUUUGGUCCUGAAAUUUUGUAGUGUCGGCCUUGUGAAAAUUGCACUCUAAGUAAAACAGUUGGGUUAAAAAUAGACGAUCCACUCCUUGGGUCAAUUUGAAGCACAUUUCUGAGUAAUUUUGGACCAAGCAAUCCAAAAUUCGGCCUCAAUUAUAGAUCAGUCCAAUUUUUACCCAAAUUGAGUUAUUUUUGACCCAGUUGUUUUUAGAGUGUGGAUAGUAUUGCUCUGUGUUAUUGUGAAAUUAUGCAUGCGCUGACUUGGGUUCGAGUCACAAGAGCAAGGAAGGAACAGUUUAGAAUAUUUCUAUAGAGUCAAGUAUAUACUCAUGACUGUAGAGAGUAUGGUUGCUGUUUACAAGUUGCACAUUUAAUUUAUUUAAUUUGAAGUAGUUUCCCAAAAAUGUUAUUGUACUGAGUAAAUUAAUGUUUGUUUAUUUAUUUUUUUCGUUUGCUUUCAUUAAGAUUUGAUUCAGCAAACUGUACUUACUCUUGGGUCUGGAAAUAUUUGACUGAUCUAUGACUGAUUUUUAUACUUCUGCCUUGCUACCCCACAUUUGAAUCAAUGGAGAUGUGAUUCAAGGACUGAUUAGCUAUUGAAGAAUGUUGAGUUUACAGCAUUUUCCUUUGCAAAGUCUUGUAUAUUUAGGAUGCCGCCAUCAUAUUUGUCACAUAAGCUUAUGCCCUUUGGCAUGUGAGCGGUUCCUGUCCUCCAUACUUACCUCGUUCAUUCAUACAAGUUGGUCUUAGUUUCAUCCAUCAUUCACAUGCACAAAGGUGUCUUAUGAUUGUAAAUUUUUGAUCGACAAACUGUGAUUGGCUGGCAACCAGUUCAGGGUGUGCCCCCGCUUACUGCCCGAAGACAGCUGCGAUAGACUCCAGCAUGCCCGCAACCCUCGUGAGGAAAAAGCGGUUCAGAUAAUGAACGGAUAAAUGAAAUUAAGGCGUGCUAUGAAGACAAAACCAUAAAAUAUUUGUCAUUGUCCUAAUACCUCUGGAUCUAACUCAGUUCGAACAUAUUCGAGCAUUGUCCGAUCAGAUCAAACAAGCAAAAGUAAGCCUUGAGGACAAAACGGUGACUGUUAAAAGGCAAUCCCUGCUGGGUAUACCAAAGACUAUCUCAUGAAUGUGUACUUCAAUGUGUGUGUGUGCUAGUUUGACCUAAAUGCUGCUUGGCCCUCCAUCCUAUCCUCAGUGAGGAUAUGUUAGUGUGCAACUUUUUCAAACCUGGAUCAUUCAGUUGAUUAGGUAUGCAUGCAUUCAUUGACCUCUCUUUGCAGUCUUCAUAAAAAAUGUUUGAAUUUGAAGAAUCAUUCUUAGUGAUUUCCCUUUUGAAUGGUUUCAGAAUGGUAUAAAUCAGUUGUGAGAAAAACUCCUGCAUGUAUUGUAUGAAUUGCCUGUGUGGCAUGAUUGGCAUCUAAUAUGUACAAGGAAGAAAGAAGUGGGUCAGUAGAUUUUUCUUCCUAAUAGGGUGCCGCGUCUGUUUCUGUGUGUCAUAAACACUGUUAGAGUGUUUGGCAUCUGGAGACCAUAAGAAUUGAGAUUUGUUUAUUGAAGCUAGCUUUUUUUUUUUAACUCUGUUGGAAAUAAAUCACAAUUUUUCUCAACCCAAGAACAAUCCUUCGUGUUUAUUUUACUUAUCAAAGUUGGCUGCUAUCCACCAACUGCAGCAGCCAAUCAGUGGAUGUCCACUAAUUUAUGCACAGGUACAAUUUGUUGAUCACUCAAAACAAAAGACAAGACACAAACAUGUAUGUGGCAAUUUAUUGAUAAUCGCAUGUUUUAAAUGUGUAAUAUUUUACAGAUGACAACUGUGACAUAUAAAACAGCAGAAUGCAGCAGUUCUCAAAACUACAAAGAUAAAAAGUGCCAUCUACUAAUACCUUGACAUCUUUUUGGAAGUGGUCACUUUUUAAGGCAAGUGAAA